Dendrobium catenatum is the source of this 2030-nucleotide messenger RNA. RefSeq names its product amino acid transporter AVT1C. Bases 208 to 1803 code for a protein of 531 amino acids. The transcript is spliced from 13 exons. The record is from RefSeq and is a predicted model, not a curated record. Gene Ontology annotation, cellular component: plasma membrane. NCBI's taxonomy places the organism in Eukaryota, Viridiplantae, Streptophyta, Magnoliopsida, Asparagales, Orchidaceae.
GCGCCUCGAUGCCGAGAGGUUCCGUCUUUUUAUAUGACCGUCGCUGCGCGCGCUCUCUCUCUCUCUCUCUCUCUCUCCAGCAUAUAUUCUCUGUUUCUCUUCAGCUUCUUUAAAUCCUAGCCCUAAACAAAUUGCUAUUUUCGUUCUCUUGCAAAGCCCGGCCGGAAUAUUUAGUGCUGAAUCUCGAUCGAUUCCUGUUGAGGGGAGAUGAAGAACUCGGUCUUAGAUCGGAGCAUCUAUGUCGAGAACAGCGACGCGGAGGACGGCGUCGAUGAUGAGGAGCAAAGCAAGGUUCGGGCGGAGGAGGACGACGAUGACGAAUCAGACGGUUCUGAUUCGUCUUCGGUUUGCAGCACAAGACGGAGCAGGCCGAACUCCUACAACACUACUUGGCCCCAGAGCUACAGGCAAUCAAUAGACAUUUACAGUGGUGUGACGCCGCCAACCAUUGGAUUUCUUGGUACUCCGAAUUUAAGUAGAUUAGGGAGCUCAUUUUUGAGCAAUUCAUUCAGAGGACACCACACCUCUGAGAUCUUCAGUUCCCUUCUCAGACCAUUACUCCCAACUCAAGUUGAAGAUGAACAACAGCAAAGGAAGAGCUCCCACUUGCUGCCUGUUGCCCCACGUCAGUGCUCCUACACCCAGGGGGUUUUCAACGGUGUUAACGUGCUUUGUGGAGUUGGCAUCCUCUCUGCACCAUAUGCAAUCAAGGAAGGAGGGUGGCUUGGGUUGUCCAUAUUAUUCAUCUAUGGUGUGAUUUCCUUCUACACCGGGAUUCUUCUGCGUCGUUGCCUGGAUAGCAAACCAGGUCUCGAAACAUACCCCGACAUUGGCCAGGCUGCAUUUGGCCCUUCUGGUCGCAUUAUUAUCUCGAUUUUCUUGUACCUGGAACUGUAUGCUUGUUGUGUUGAGUACAUCAUAUUGGAUAGUGACAACUUGUCCUCCUUGUUCCCAAAUGCACACCUGAACAUAGGUGGAAUACAUCUAAAUUCACACCUUCUUUUUGCUGUGCUGAUCACUCUUAUAGUUCUCCCAACCACAUGGCUUCGAGAUCUUAGCAUUCUUAGCUACAUAUCAGCUGGAGGAGUUAUUGCAUCUGUACUUGUGGUUGUAUGCCUGUUCUGGGUGGGAUUAGUUGAUAAUAUUGGUUAUAAAAAUGAAGGUUCUCUCAUAAAUCUUUCUGGGAUUUCUAUAGCGAUUGGCCUCUACGGCUAUUCCUACUCCGGCCAUGCUGUUUUCCCAAAUAUAUACUCCUCUUUGAAGAAUAAGAAUGAAUUUCCUGCCGUUCUUUUCACAAGCUUUGUCAUUUCCGCUCUGUUGUUUGCUGGGGUUGCAGUAAUGGGAUUUGCCCUGUUUGGGGAGUCCACUCAGUCUCAGUUUACUCUGAAUGUGCCACAUGAAUUUAUGGCCUCUAAAAUUGCUGUUUGGACAACGGUUGUGAACCCUAUUACAAAAUACUCAAUAACUUUGGCUCCGAUGGCGCUGAGUCUGGAGGAGUUGAUACCCACAGAGCGUCUGGAAUCGCAUUGGUAUGCAAUCAUCAUGAGAACAGCUUUGACGAUCUCAUCCUUGGUGGUGGCUAUGUCCGUCCCUUUCUUUGGUUUGGUGAUGGCAUUGAUUGGUUCUUUGCUUACCAUGCUUUUAGCAUUUAUUCUUCCUUGCGUCUGCUUUUUAAGCAUUGUGAGGAGUAAAGCAACUUGGCCUCAGGUGGCUAUGUGUUCCUUGAUUCUUAUAAUAGGAGUUUCCUCCUCAGCAUUGGGCACCUACUCCGCAAUCUCCAAAAUUAUAAACAACUUGCGUUGAUCUCAACUCUCAAGUCUAGGAGAAAUUAUUCUGUGCGGAGUCCGGACGAGAAGAACCGUUCGGAUUAUGAGUGUAAACACAGUAUGGACGCUAAUUUGAUACAUAUUGUGUACACUCACAUAUCCGAAUGGUUCUUCUCGUCCGUACUCUGCACAGAUUAAUUUCUCCAAGUCUAGUGCUAUAUGUAUCGUUAUUUCCUAAAUUAAAAUCAUUGAAACUUUAUUUUA